UUCUUUUUAAGUACAUUAAUAUAUAAAAACAUCGUAAUCAUUUAAUCAAAUAUUAUUCAUAUAAAUAUUGGAUUUUCUUUCCAUUAGAAUUUCAAUCAUAAACAAACACAAUUACCAUCCUUUAUUUAUUACUCCUGUUACUACUUUUAUUUCAUCAUCACUUCAUAAUUAUUCAACUAAAAAUAGAAUCUACUAUUUUGAAUGAAUAAAAAGUAAUAUAACAAUAUAAUUACUAAUAAGCAUUAAGAGAUUCUAAUAUCCAUUUAAAACUAUUUGUAUUUCUUUUAUUAAGACUCAAUUAGAUUUACAUAAGUAGUAUUUUAAUAAGCUAAUUAUUCUAAAUUCUUAUCCUAACUUUGUAGAUACAAUGGAAUAGAAUUUAGAGUCGAUAGUUAAUUAAAUGAGAAUCAAAAAAUGAAGAAAUACAUUAAAUAAAUUAAGUCAUUCUGUUUGUUGAUGCUUUAAUAGGUACUAAGUUAAGGCAUUAUCACUUUGUAAAUUUAAGAAGUGUCCUCUUAAUUGGGCUAAUUCAAGCCAGUGCUGCCAAGACUUUUUAUUCAAUUCUUUACUUCCACUAUAUCUAAAUCUGGUGAUCAUCAUUUUCCNAGUAGCAUUGUGUGAAUUGAUGAAUAAUUUUAUUGUA
Messenger RNA from Paramecium octaurelia, 643 nucleotides. The record is from the annotation of a GenBank genome assembly. Lineage: Eukaryota; Ciliophora; Oligohymenophorea; Peniculida; Parameciidae.